Messenger RNA from Camelina sativa (false flax), 1673 nucleotides. Its product is annotated as small RNA degrading nuclease 1-like. NCBI's taxonomy places the organism in Eukaryota, Viridiplantae, Streptophyta, Magnoliopsida, Brassicales, Brassicaceae. Gene Ontology annotation, molecular function: RNA binding; exonuclease activity. The record is from RefSeq and is a predicted model, not a curated record. Gene Ontology annotation, cellular component: nucleus.
GGCUUCUCCAUGAUUAAAGUCCCUUCAAAUGUCAUGUUUGAGAGACUUGACAAUUAAUUCAAGAAGAAGAAAAAACUAAAAAGUUUCUUUUUCUUUUUUCUUUUUCUCAAAAUAAAAAACAGAAACCCUAAAGCUCUCUCUGUUUCUUCUUCCACAAACAGUGUUGGGCUGAGUCGCCCCGGCAUUGUUUCUCGUACUACUAUGGAGCUUCAACUAGCCACCGCUGAGAAAGAAGUGCUUGAGGAGUUGGUGAAGUUACUGCAGAGUCGAGAUUUGCGAGGAGAAAAAGGGAACUGGAAGGAGUUUUUGAAUGUUUACGACAAAAAUGUUCAAUCACCUAUUGACCCUUCGAGGCGUUCCCGUGACGAUUUGGUCCAGUUUCUGACUACUUUUAAAAAGAAACAAGAUUUGCAAGUUCUGAAAUGUCACGCCAAUCAUCUUCUGAUUGAAAAGUUGAAGCAGGAAUCCGAAGAUAGAGACACUCCUGAGCAGAUGCUAGUUAGAUUGACCGUUGAGCAUCUGAAUUACUCUCUAGACUAUUCGUUCCAGCCAUACUCCGAGGACUGGUUUGUAUCUGAUGUUGGAUUGAAGAUGUCAAAGGUGAUGAAAUCAACUCAAAUAGUAGCUCUUGAUUGUGAGAUGGUUCUUUGUGAAGAUGGGACUGAGGGUUUAGUUAGAGUUGGCGCUGUAGACCGUGAUUUAAAGGUGAUUCUUGACAAAUUUGUGAAACCGGACAAACCUGUUGUUGACUACAGAGCACACAUAACAGGUGUGACUGCUGAAGAUAUCGCAAAUGCUACACUCUCUGUGGCAGAUAUACAGGAAACUUUGCAGCCUCUUCUUUCUGAGGGUACGAUUUUGGUAGGUCACAGUUUGAACAGAGAUUUGCAAGUGUUGAAGAUAGAUCAUCCCAAAGUAAUUGAUACCGCGCUUGUGUUCAAGUAUUCAAAUGCACGAAAGCUCAGAAGACCUUCACUUAACAACCUUUGCAAGUCUAUUUUGGGUUGCGAAGUCCGAAAGGUCGACGUUCCUCAUGAUUGUGUACAUGAUGCAACAGCUGCGAUGAAACUUGCACUUGCUGUUAUAGAGAAAAGAGCUGACACAACAAUCAAACCAUCUAAAGAGAUGCUGGAGGUUGAGAAAAGAAAACUCUUUCUACAUAAAAUCCCUCACAAUGUGACAUCUGAAGAGCUGAACCAACUUCUUUCUGGAGAGUUUACACUUGAAGUUAAGCCAGCAAAAACGGAGAGAGGUUACCGUUGUGCAUUUGCUGUUUUUGAUAAUUCAGAAGAAGCAGAUCAAGCAUUUGAAAACGUUGAUGGAACCCAAAUGACGGAUUCAUUGGGGUUGCCACAGAAACUGGUCGUCUUGAAGCGGAGUUCGGGAUCAAUAGCUAGUUUAUAUGUCCGUAAAAUGGUUCAAGAUGAUGAUGCAACGUAGGACUAGAUUUAACUGUUAUAAUCUAGGAUUCUGAUAAGGUUUGACGUUGAUUUAUAAAUCUACUAAGAGGAGUUCUAAGUUAAGAUGCGGGAAUGAGAUUAUCUAAUAUUAUGCAAUUGGGAACCAAUGAAAAGAUUCUGUUAUUUUGUUUUACAACUUGCAAUUGUUACAACUGUUUCUUUUGUGAUGAGAAGCUAUAUAGAAACAGAAUCAAUACAAAAAUCUGUUGUACU